AUGGAAGGGGGGCAAGGAAGUGGUGGUAGGAAUUACAUUGGGGAUUCUCUAUUGCAAUUGGAUCCUGCUACAAGUCAAAUGUUUCAAGCAUUUGCACUUUUUAUGCAACAGCAGCAUGCAGUGGAAUGCAAGGAGGCAAUGGCUACGAAAGCCUUGCAAUCUGUUGUUGGAAUUUUGGACCAAUUUGAUGGAAGAAAUAUUUCCAAGUAUCUUAAGUAUUACUCUCGGGAGAUGGAGCUCAAUAAGGUGCCAGAAAAAGAUAUGAUCCUUAUAUUUGAGCUUGCAGUUGUACCAGAGCUUUGUGACCAUAUAAAGGGUAUUAUUAAAACUCAUGGAGACAGAUGGGAAGAUUUUAUCCUACAGCUAAAAGAAGAGUAUUCUUUGGAGGAUGCAGAAAGGAGAGAAUUGGAAUUAUUAUUGGAGGAUAAUACAGAGGACAAUGAACUUACUACUGAUUGGAAGAAAGUCUCUGAAGCUGUGGGCAUACUUGCUAAAAGACAGUAUCGGAGGGGUAAGCAGCUGCCGUUCUAUAGCGGAGGGAGGGUUUGGUGGAAAGUAGUUAUUUCUACCGGACCCCCAACGAUUCACACCCUACCUUUCCACUUCCUCUACCGCUUAGAUUCUCAUAAGUAUGGCGCCAUUUCGACUGCAUUGUUCGCAUUUUGCAUCAACCUCCCUUCCUCUGCAUUUAGACAUUCCAACGACUGGAUCAUGCAAACCAUGUGCAGGAAGAUGAUGCACAGAAUGUCUGCCGUUUUGCUUUUAGUCUUGGUAGGAGCAGCAAUGACAGCGACGGUAGAAGCGGGAGUUAUAGAGAGAUGCAAUGGGGCGGUUCUGGAGCUUGUUCCAUGCUCUGACUCGAUCAAGGGCCCAGGCGCUGAUCCUGUGUCCCACGGUUGCUGCAUGGCCUUAAGCGAGCUCCUACUCUCACCGGAGUGCCUGUGUUACGCCGCCACGAUUUCGCAAGGUUUCGACAUGAAGCAGAUUCUCGGGUUACCGGCUGCUUGCAAAUUCCACGUUAAACCUCAUCAGGCAUGUGAAGGUAUUCCUAUUCCAAGCUACCCAGGACGACCUUCUGAAGUUUCUGCUCCCAGUAGCUCAAUUAAUGACCUACCUCCUCUUGGAUUCUCCGAUGAAAUUCGAGAAGAAAUAAGAAAAGAGUUCCGAGCACAUCAAGUCCGUUUGGAAAGCCUAAAACGAAACCCUUGAUGAACGUAUUCUUCCUCAAUAUAAACGAACGCUUCCCAGAGCUGCUUUCCACAUUUGCGACACGAACAAUGUGGAGAUAUCGUGUACAUAUUGUACCUCAAGCUCCAACUCGUAUGAUGUUUGUUUUAGUGAUCUUGAUGUGGGUUUUCUGAAACACUAGAACUAUUAUCUUCACUCGGCAUGCUGCUCAAUAGUGCCAUACAACUAAGUUAAAAGAGUACCGACUGACAGAAAUACACAUAAAAAAAGCUGGCCGAAGCCAGUGUAAACAAUUAUGAGAUUAAAUUAUAAAUCUUUUUCACAAACCAAUGCCAAUAGAACUCAACUUAGGCACAAUGUCUUGCUAAAGUUAUAAAAUCUUAUAAUUUUAGCAAUGAGGCUAAAUUUUGGCACAAUGUCUUGACUAAUGAGGUAAAAUGCUAUAUUCGAGUGUUGAGUUAAUUUUAAAUUACUUAACAAAUGAAAAUGUUUCGUGAGAAGGAAUAAGUGAAAACUGAUUAAUGAAUAAUUAAGUUUUUAAAUAAAUUAAUUAAAAUUUUA
Messenger RNA from Physcomitrium patens, 1749 nucleotides. RefSeq lists its product as uncharacterized. The record is from RefSeq and is a predicted model, not a curated record. Lineage: Eukaryota; Viridiplantae; Streptophyta; Bryopsida; Funariales; Funariaceae.